Prosopis cineraria is the source of this 645-nucleotide messenger RNA. Its product is annotated as transcription factor DIVARICATA-like. The transcript has 2 exons. Bases 1 to 645 code for a protein of 214 amino acids. NCBI's taxonomy places the organism in Eukaryota, Viridiplantae, Streptophyta, Magnoliopsida, Fabales, Fabaceae. The record is from RefSeq and is a predicted model, not a curated record. Gene Ontology annotation, molecular function: DNA binding.
AUGGAACCCUCCAGGUCUCAUAAUUCAUCGUUCGCUCCAAAAAGUACUUUGAUCCGAGAUUCAUCGUCGCCAUUGUCAAUCCCAGAAGAGAGAUCUCAAGUUCAAUGGACCUGGGAAGAGAACAAGGUAUUUGAGAAUACUUUAGCUGAGUUUGGUCUUGAAUCUGAACUGCUACUUCCAACUCUUGCUUUGAGGAUCCCCACAAAAAGCAUCAAUCAGUUUAAAGAGCAUCUGAAAGCUCUGGAAGAUGACAUUAAGAUGAUUGAAUGUUCAGAUUUUGAUGAAAUUAUGAACCUUGGAAAGAUUGACGAACAAGCUCCUAAACAAUCAAAUGCAAGAUCUAUUCCUAGGGAACGUAGAAAAGGAAUUCCAUGGACCAAGACUGAACAUGAAAUGUUCCUUCAGGGGCUUGAGCGCUUUGGAAGAGGUGAUUGGAAGAGCAUAUCAAGGUUUUUAGUGACAUCUAAAACUCCAACUCAAGUGGCCAGUCAUGCACAAAAGUACUUUAAGAAACUUGAAAACCCUAAGUCUCGUUCUAGGAAAGACGGAUCGUUCAUGCGAACGGUUGACGAUUCACAUAUGCUGGCGGUGGCCAUGGCAGAAAAGGCACAACUUGCCAUCUCUGAUGACUAUAAGAAGCCAUGA